GGUUACGUCUAAUAAGUUACUUGUCAAGAUGGUUUUAUAAGCAGUGAUGUUUUUGUUUGUUCUUGUUAUGUGUUAAUUUUAUUUAAGCAGAUUAUUUGGUAAAUAAUAAUUAAAUUUUGUACAGAACUGGUUGUUUGUGCGAUUCGUAUGGUCAGGAACAUUUUUAAUAUUGAUCAUGAUGAAUGUCAGUGAUGAAAUUAGUUGGUAUCAUCCUAAGGUUACAAGGGAAGAGAGUGAAAAACUUCUAUUGUCAGAUCCCAAAAAAAUCAAUGGCCUCUUCAUAGUAAGAGACAGUGUUUCUUCCCCCAGUGACUAUGUUUUAUCGGUGCUUUGCAAUAAUGAGGUACAUAAUUAUCAAAUACGCAGACACCAGGAGGAUGCAUUUUUCUCCAUCAACGAAUUAGUCAAGUGUCAUGGUUUAGAAAACCUCAUAGACUUUUACAAGAAAAAUACCCUCUCUGAUGAUGGUUUGGUUCUAACUGACCAUAUCAAAGGUACUCAACCUCCACCUGAAACGCGGCGAUAUGGUAGCACUAAUUUACUCCACAGAGCUACAGAUGUAGGACAUUACAGGGUGGUAACUGAGUUACUACAGUCGGGAUACCUUGGAUUUGACGCCAAGAACCAAGAUGGGAAAACGGCUGCUCAUCUUGCAGCUAUAAAUGGACAGAAUACUAUUUUAAGGGAGUUGAUUUUUUACCAAGUGAAUGUGAAUUUUAGGGAUGCCUCCGGCGUAACACCUUUACAUUACGCAUGCAAAUAUAACCGACCAGAUACUGUCAGUUUACUAGUCUCUUUGGGCAAAGCAAAUCUCCAAGCCCGAAACACUGAAAAUGGGGAAGUUCCCUUACAUGUAGCAGCUAAUGAGGGCCAUAUUGAGGUAAUCAAAGUCCUACUCAGUUUAAAUGCGCCAGUAAAUCCCAGAACAAAUAACAACAUUGUUCCUGCUGAACUUGCCAGAAAAAAAGGACACAUUGAAUGUGCCGAAUUCUUGGAAUCCUAUAUAUGUCCUACUCCUAAAACCAGCCGGCAGCGAUUCUAUCAUGGGACAUUAGAUAGGCAUGAAGCUGAAGAGAAAAUUAAAAAAUGUAAUCCUCAAAGUGGCGUCUUCUUAGUCAGAUAUAGUGAGAGGAAUAAUGUUUAUAUUCUCACGCUUUUCCAUGAAAAGGUUUGGAAUUAUAUCAUUAGAGAACAGGGAAAUUUCAUGUUCAUUGACGAUGGCCCGCUACUAAAUUCAUUAGAACAUUUAGUGGAACAUUAUAGUACAUUGCCAGAUGGAUUACCUACAGUAUUGACACAUCCUGUUCCACCACCGCCAAAACCUGAUGCGCCUCCUAUAUCGACUUUAAAGAAAAACAAGCAACGCAAUAUAAGGCCAAAACUCAGAGUACCUCAGACGCCAGACGUCCCGAAAAAUGAUCUUAAUAGUUCAAAUGUUUUCCAAAACAUCGUUUUUACUAGCGAUAUAUGUUUAGCGAAUAACAAUAACAUUCACAGAGAAUCAGGAAAUGAAUUAAUUCCUCCUGAAAGGUUGAAGCGUAGUAUUUUGAUUGGAGAGGGCGAGUUUGCCUCCGUCUUCGAAGGCCUAUUUGUAAAGGAAAAUGGUGAGGAACUUAGGGUGGCCAUAAAAACUCUAAGAAAUGAGCAAAUGGAAAAUAAUAAGGAAAAUUUCCGAAGAGAAGCGGAGGUGAUGACAAAUUUAAACCAUCAUUGCAUAGUAAAGCUUUUAGGAAUUUGCCUGGGGCCGCCUUUGCAGAUGGUUCAAGAAUUAGUUCCUUUAGGGUCGAUUUUACAGUACAUUGACUCUCACCAGAGUGAGAUUAAUCCUAAUUUAGAGUUUAAAAUUUGGGCCGCUCAAAUUGCAUGUGGCAUGAAUUAUCUUGAGGAAAACAGAUUUGUCCACAGAGAUUUAGCAGCAAGGAAUAUACUGCUAUCCUCUAAGCUUCAAGCAAAGAUAAGUGAUUUUGGACUAUCUAGGGCGCUAAAUACAGACCCAUAUUACAGUUCAAUAACAGGAGGAAGGUGGCCCUUGAAAUGGUACGCUCCAGAGUCUUACAAUUAUGGCCAUUUCGAUCAUAAGAGCGAUGUAUGGAGUUUUGGAGUUACAAUUUGGGAAAUGUAUUCCUUCGGUGCUUAUCCAUAUGGAGAUAUCAAGGGCGCAGAGGCAAUUAUACUGAUUGAUAAAGGACAAAGGCUACAAAAGCCGGAGGCUUGUCCUGAAAAUGUUUAUAACGAGAUGUUAAAAUGUUGGGCGUUUGACAAAGAUGAACGUCCCACAUUUAAAGAACUGUUUCAGUUCUUUCAAUCUGACUCGGAAUACAUAAAUCUGGGAGAACUAAUAGCUGAAGCUAACCUACCUUAGAUAUCCGAUGUGCCGUUUUAUAUUUACAUUAUGUUGAUUUAUACAGGGUGAUUUUUAUGCCAAGAUUAUUUAGAUGUAUAGGUACUAAUGAAUCAAUCAUUUAUUAUGAUGACACAAUUAUAUUUUUCCAUUGUAGUAUUUUUAUCUACUAUGUAUAUUUGCUAGACCAGCAGGUCUUUCCAAUGUUUUUUUAAGAGAUUUUAUAAGUUGCAAUUUUCUCACUUAGAGAUUGUUACUUCUGCCAUAUAAUAAAUACUUUAUUUAUA
Dendroctonus ponderosae (mountain pine beetle) is the source of this 2628-nucleotide messenger RNA. Its product is annotated as tyrosine-protein kinase Shark-like. The transcript has 12 exons. Gene Ontology annotation, molecular function: ATP binding; non-membrane spanning protein tyrosine kinase activity; signaling receptor binding. The record is from RefSeq and is a predicted model, not a curated record. Bases 176 to 2362 code for a protein of 728 amino acids. Gene Ontology annotation, cellular component: extrinsic component of cytoplasmic side of plasma membrane. NCBI's taxonomy places the organism in Eukaryota, Metazoa, Arthropoda, Insecta, Coleoptera, Curculionidae. Gene Ontology annotation, biological process: cell differentiation; cell surface receptor protein tyrosine kinase signaling pathway; protein phosphorylation.